This is a messenger RNA of Paramacrobiotus metropolitanus, 2744 nucleotides long. Its product is annotated as influenza virus NS1A-binding protein homolog. The record is from RefSeq and is a predicted model, not a curated record. Lineage: Eukaryota; Metazoa; Tardigrada; Eutardigrada; Parachela; Macrobiotidae. The coding region runs from base 428 to 2428 and encodes 666 amino acids. Gene Ontology annotation, molecular function: protein binding. The transcript is spliced from 14 exons.
CUGUGCGUACCGCACCACUUUACGGCUUUUCGUCCGCCGUUUCCGAACAGAUCGUGUUUUUAGUUUCUCUGCUUGCGUUGCAGUGUAGCGUUAUCUGGUGUCUGAAAUCGUGAUGGGUGAAAUGGACUCGAAAAUAUCGGACUUUUACUUUUCGUAUAUAUGCGGGUUAUCUUUUUGCAAAUGCUAAAGACUGGUGGAAAAUACUGGGGAACGUGAACCAGACUGCUUUUUCCGGUGGCUUUUUCCUAGGACUUGAUUUUCCAGGAGACCAGGACCAGGACAAUAUUUUUGAGGCCGUGCGUUUCGAUUUUUUUGCGGUGGAAUAAUGGGGAUUGGAACGUGCUCCGAGAGUUUUGUUUAUUUUAAUGUGGAGCGGUGCAGUUGAUGACGAUUUUAAAUAUCACCAGUGCUCAAAGGAAACUCUAACAUGGAGAUGACUGACAGUGAAGCAGAUUUGAUGGCAAAGGAAAAUCCCGACGAAUUUGUGUUCGUGGAUAAUUACGCACAGGAAACCUUUGGACAGCAGUUAAAUAUUCUUCGCCGUAAUCGCGAAUUUUGUGAUGUUACCCUGCAAGUUGGUCAGCAUGAAAUUGCCGGCCACAAGUGCGUGCUGGCCUUGGCAAGUCCACGAUUUUUUCAAAUGUUCAGUAAAGAGCCGAGGCCCACAUUUGAACUCGAUGUAUUGGGGUUGGAGUAUGAACCUGUAGAAGCUUUGGUGGAAUUUGCAUACACUUGCAGGUUGACAGCCAAACCGGAAACGGCAAAAGCCCUAUUCAAAACAGCUGCCAAAUUGCAGAUGGAACGAGUGGUGCAUGCCCUUGGCGACUUUCUCAUACAGCACGUCACAGUCCAGAGUUGCAUAGGUGUACGAUCCAUAAUCAAUAGGGAAUACACGGCGGCCCUGGCGGAUAAAAUCGAUCUAUUCAUCAAAGAAAACUUUGCCGAAGCCAUACUGACUCCGGAAUUCAUUGCUCUCCCUCGCGUACAGAUAGAAGUUAUUCAGAAAUCUGAACAAGAAGCCAGCCACACCAACGAAUUUCAGCUUUGCCAAAUGGGAGUGGACUGGAUCCGGAAAUGCCUUGUGGAUGACCAGUGGGACAUGUCAGCACUGACAGAGAAGGUCCAUUUGCUCUUCGUCAAAGGGGACGAUAAUAUCCUGCAUGACUGUGUUGAAUUGGACGAGCUGGAUGAAAAUGAGAAAGGCCUAAAUCGGGAAACGUUUGUGCAGGAUUAUAAGAUCAUGAGCAAAAAUAAAGCCGCUCCCCAGCACAAAAAUGGAAGUAAAUCUUCGAGAGCCAACUCAUUAAAUCGCAAUCCAGCUCGUGCUCGACAGCUGCUCUUCUCCGGAAACAGUAAUGGGCAUUUGAUACAGAAUGAGGAUGAAGUUGAUAUCAAAUGGAAACUGAUUGCCGCUAUGCCGACAGCGGAGCGCACCCACAUUGCGCUGACAGUUGCGGAUCGGCAGUUGAUAUCACUCAGUGUAGUUCAGCGGAUUGCCGCCAACAUCAGUGUCAGCACGGUCGAGAGUGUCGCAGUGCCGGAAGAGAACGGCCAGGAAAAUGUGCUGAACCCGCUAGCGCCGAUGAAAGCCCCGCGAUGCGCAUUUGGCGCUGCUUCCUUUGAGAGCAAGAUCAUUGUGGUUGGUGGAUAUAAUCGGGGAGAAUGCCUUGAUUCUAUGGAAAUAUUUGAUUCCGUUGCGAAUUGCUGGUCUACUCUGCCGUCCAUGUCCACUCCCAGAGCGCGCUUUGAUAUUGCCAUCGUAAAGGGAACUAUUUUCGCCGUUUGUGGUUCCGAUGGGACAAAAGAUUUACAAACAGCGGAAUGUUACACAAGUGAUUCCGAAAUAUGGCAGUCCAUUGCUUCUUUAAGUUCUGCACGAUCCAGUGCAGGCGUCUGCGCGUUAGAUGGACGAGCUUUGUGUAUUGGUGGAUGGAGUGGGCAAACAGUUUUGAAAUGCGUCGACGCAUACGAUCCCGACGUAGAUCAGUGGUUACCUUAUGCUCCUCUUCAGACAGGUCGAUCGCAAGCGGGGAUAGAUAUUCUCGAUGGAAGAAUCUACGUUGUGGGAGGAUGUGAUAAUUGGGAUCGUUUAAAUACAGUUGAAGUUUAUGAUCCACGAGCCGAUUCAUGGUCGUUUGUUGCUCCUUUGCAAACGGCUCGACGGGGAGCUGGUGUUACGCACCGCGAUGGCAAAUUAUAUGUCAUCGGAGGCAGCGAUGGAACUCAGUCGUUGUGCUCGGUUGAGAUAUACGAUCCCCGGCUGAAUCGGUGGAUUCCUGGCCCAAGCCUAAGUAUUUCUCGAGCGAAUCUAGAAGCCGUCGAACUGGAGGGUACGCUUUUUGCUCUUGGGGGCUACUCAGGGAAGACCUUCCUGAAUUCUAUGGAAGUGUUGCGUGAUGCUGAGUGGACAGAAUUUAUUUCUCAGUAAAUGAUUGUUUGCUCCUGUAAUGUUUUAUUCCUGCUUCAAUCCGCCCGCAGUUUAAUAAAAUAUAUAGUUUGCUGUUUAAUCAGUCGGCGUGUUUGCUGCUGGACCAAUGGCAUAAUACGCCUAAAUCGUUUAAUUUCAGUUUUAUUCUGUGCUUUUAUUUUAUUUAAUUAUUGUGUGUUCUGUGUUGAACCCUGAUGUGCAGUCGGUUGAAUUUUUUUCAUUCUGAUCGGCUUGUAUUCUUGCCAUGUGAUAACCCGAGAUAUCUAUUUAGUUUAUAAAAAUAAUUUAAAGUGAUCAAUCAAAAUCUAAGUCGUGG